GAAGAGCGCAUGGGAACGUGAUGAGCCGGGGGUUUAUGAGCUAGGGUUUUAGCAACCGGUGGAACCGAGCAGAAUCCCCGACAGAGAUCCAACAACCAUCCGGCGUGAGGUAAACCCUGCUGUUUGAGUGGUCAUGGUGGCAGAAUGAGAUGCUAUCGUCGUUAUGCCCCUCAACCUGCUGCCAAAGGCAAGGCCUAGAAGCAGAACACGUUUCUUCUCCACUGCAACCCCUCCCUCACUCCCCUCCCGAGACUUGGCUUUCUCUUCAUUUGCUUCUUUGUUGAAGGAAUGCAAGUCUUUACGAGCUGCCCGACAAAUUCACCAGCAGAUCCUCACCCAUGGUCUUCUUUCCUCUCCUGUUUCCUCCUCCUCUGCCUCAUCAUCAUCAACAACAACAUUAGGAACUGGCAUUGUAGCCUCGUACCUUGCUGCCGGUGCUUCCACAGAUGCCCUCUCCAUGUUGGAGCGUUUAUGUCCCUCACCUGUCUUCUGGUGGAAUACACUUAUCAGACUAGAUGUCAACAAAGGCCACCUUGACCGUGCCCUCUUCCUUUGCCGUUGCAUGCAACGUGUUGGAACCAGGCCUGACCAUUACACCUUCCCUUUUGUCCUCAAGGCAUGUGGCAAGCUACCUUCCUACUGGCGGGGAACUGUGGUGCAUGCCGUUGUAUGCAGAAAUGGCUUUGAGUCAAAUGUUUUUGUCUGCAAUGCCUUAGUGGCUAUGUAUGCGAGCUGUGGUGCUCCAGAUGAAGCUGGCCGCAUGUUUGAUGAAAUUGUUUAUAAGGGGAUAGAUGAUGUGAUCUCAUGGAAUUCAGUGGUAGCAGCUCAUGUGAAGAGUGGCAACCCUCAGCUUGCCUUGGAGCUGUUUGCCCAGAUGGCGAAGGAAGGAAACAACAAGGCUACGCAGCAGAGGUCAGACAUCAUAAGCCUUGUCAACAUCCUUCCUGCUUGUGCCUCUCUCAGGGCAUUGGCCCAGGCCAAAGAAAUUCAUGGUUAUGCCUUAAGAAGUGGUCUCUUCUGGGAUAUCUUCGUGGGCAAUGCCAUCAUUGAUGUGUAUGCAAAGUGUGGGAUGAUGGAGGAUGCCUGUAGGGUUUUUAAUGGGAUGGAGGUCAAAGAUGUGGUAUCUUGGAAUGUGAUGGUCACUGGGUAUUCACAAAAUGGCAACUUUUGUAAUGCCCUUGAGCUUUUCGAAAAGAUGCACGAAGAGAAUAUACCAUUGAAUGUUGUUGCAUGGAGUGCUGUAAUUGCAGGAUAUGCUCAGAGGGGACAUGGCCAAGAGGCCCUUGGAGUCUUCCGUCAAAUGCAAUUAUUGGGAUCAGAGCCUAAUGCAGUCACCAUUAUCUCCCUCCUGUCUGCUUGUGCUUCUGUGGGAGCUUUAUCUCAGGGGAUGGAGACACAUGCAUAUGCUCUUAGAAAAUGCCUUAUGACGUGGGAUGAUGAUGAUGGUGAAGGCGAGGAUCUCAUGGUACAGAAUGCACUAAUAGAUAUGUAUUCAAAAUGCAGGAGUUUUAAUGCAGCCCGCUCAAUAUUUGAUAGCAUACCUCUGAGAGAGAGGAAUGUUGUGACUUGGACUGUCAUGAUUGGUGGUUAUGCACAGCAUGGAGAUUCCAAUGCUGCAUUGGAACUCUUCUCCCAGAUGAUACUAAAAGCCAGCUCUGUUGCACCUAAUGCUUUUACAAUAUCUUGUGUUCUGAUGGCGUGUGCUCGUUUGGCUGCACUGCGUUUUGGUAAACAGAUCCAUGCAUAUGUGAUCCGCAAUCGCUAUGAGCCAGCAAUGCUGUUUGUCGCCAACUGCCUUAUUGACAUGUACUCGAAAUGCGGUGAGAUACAUGCAGCCCAAAGAGUCUUCAAUCGGAUGCCACAAAAGAAUGCUGUUUCUUGGACAUCCUUAAUGACUGGAUAUGGAAUGCAUGGCCAUGGUGAUGAUGCCCUCCGUGUCUUUGAGGAGAUGCAAAAAGUGGGGUUCGUGCCUGAUGGGAUUACAUUUCUUGUGGUGCUUUAUGCUUGCAGUCAUUCUGGCAUGGUUGAUCAGGGGCUGAAGUACUUUCACAGCAUGGGUGGGGACUAUGGGGUGGUUGCAGCUGCAGAACAUUAUGCUUGUGUUGUUGACCUGUUGGGCCGUGCAGGCCAUUUAAAUGAAGCCUGGGAAACAAUUAAGAGCAUGCCAAUGAAAGCAACUGCAGUUGUUUGGGUGGCCUUGCUCAGUGCAUGUAGAAUCCAUGCAAAUGUGGAGCUUGCUGAAUAUGCUACAGCACGAUUGUUAGAGUUGGAGUCUGACAAUGAUGGAUCAUAUACAUUACUCUCCAACAUUUAUGCAAAUGCUGGGCGUUGGGGAGAUGUGGCCAGGAUCAGGCACCUGAUGAAGAAGUCAGGGAUCAAAAAGAGACCAGGCUGCAGCUGGGUUCAGGGGAAGAAGGGCACUGCCACAUUUUUUGUUGGGGAUCGGUCUCAUCCACAAUCUCAACAGAUAUAUGCUGUUCUAGGGACCUUGAUGGAACGCAUCAGAGCCAUUGGAUAUGUACCUCAAACUCAUUUUGCCUUACAUGAUGUUGAUGAUGAGGAAAAAAGUUACCUUCUUUCAGAGCACAGCGAAAAACUUGCUCUUGCUUAUGGCAUCCUAACCUCCUCUCCUGGGACUCCCAUUCGGAUCACAAAGAACAUACGUGUGUGUGGUGACUGCCACAGUGCCUUCACAUUCAUCUCUAUGAUUGUCGAGCAUGAAAUCAUAGUGAGGGAUUCCAGCCGCUUCCAUCACUUUAAGAAGGGUUCUUGCUCUUGUGGUAGCUAUUGGUGAUAACUCACGUUGAAGAUUUUUGUUGAAUGAAAAUUUUGACAUGGAAUAUGAGUAAAGCAUUUAUUUGUAAUCA
Molecule: messenger RNA, 2867 nt
Organism: Elaeis guineensis (African oil palm)
Lineage: Eukaryota; Viridiplantae; Streptophyta; Magnoliopsida; Arecales; Arecaceae
Product: pentatricopeptide repeat-containing protein At5g16860
Biological process (GO): RNA modification
Molecular function (GO): RNA binding; protein binding; zinc ion binding
Source: RefSeq, a predicted model, not a curated record